AUGGAGCCCGUCGUCAACGUCUUGCUGGACACCUUCCCCGGCUUGUCGCUUCCUCAGACGCUCUGCCUACCCUUACCAGCUUCUUCGACCACCACAGAUCUACUGGCCGCUAUAGCAGGGCUGCUGCCGCCUAAUCUCCCAGACACUACGCGGCUGACUUUGACCUCAACCCCGAACAAACGCGUGUAUCCCUCGUCUACCAUCACGGUCGGAGAAUUGACACGCCCGUCAUCCUGUGGCCACAAUGCUUGCACCAGCUCUCUACUGCCUCUCAGGCUAUUUGCACCGCUGGUGGGUGGGAAAGGUGGGUUUGGCUCUCAGCUCAGAGCAGCUGGUGGCCGGAUGUCAUCGCGAAAGAAAAAGCAAAAUGCAGAGCUUGCUUCAGGAAGUGCUCGCAACCUCGAUGGGAGAAGACUGCGGACCAUCGCAGAGGCGAAAAACCUCGCUGCAUAUCUGGCUACGAAGCCCGAAAUGGACCGAAAGGAGAAGGAAGAAAGACGCAAGAGAUGGGAACAGGUCAUCGAACUUGCUGAGCAAAGGGAAGCCGACAUGCGGGCAGGUAAGGGACCGGAUGGGCGACGGAAAGGACUCAGUGACGAGUGGAUAGAGACGAAAGAGGAGGUUGGAGAGAAUGUGCGCAAUGCCGUGAAGCUGGCUAUGUUGGCAAGCGAAGAGAAGGCAGACUCAAAAGCGCCUCUGGCACAAGAAGGAGAUAGCAGUGGCAGCGGAGGUUCCGGCGCUGCCAGUGACGAGGAUAGCGAUGAGGAAGACCUGAUGGAGCUGGACCCAGAUGAUAUGGCUCGGCUCAGAUCUGAGGCUGAAGCUGGAGAUGUCGACGCCAUCUGGGUUUUGCAGAACCGACUCAAGAUCCCCUCUCAUCUAUUGCCGAAGCCCAAGCAACCAGUUCGUCGGUUUGCAGGGUUUGACGACGAAGAUGAAUUCUCAGGGAGUGACGACGGCAACGAAGAGACAGAAGCGGACGUCGUGGAAGGAAAAGGGAAACAGAAGGUUGCCGGCACUUCAUAG
Molecule: messenger RNA, 1026 nt
Organism: Fonsecaea multimorphosa CBS 102226
Lineage: Eukaryota; Fungi; Ascomycota; Eurotiomycetes; Chaetothyriales; Herpotrichiellaceae
Exons: 1
Coding region: 1-1026 (341 amino acids)
Cellular component (GO): nucleus
Source: RefSeq, a predicted model, not a curated record